AUGGCUCAAGAAGGAGCUGUCACAACAAUCCAGCUUCCAAAUUCCACACUUUCCCCUCCUGCAAACUCAUCAGACUGGCAUCUUAUUCAUGCAAUAGUACCUCCAUACCUAUUUUUUGUGUGUUUUGCUGGGAUUCUGGGCAAUGUUUUCGUAUUGCUGGUGUUCUUCUUCCAGAGGGACAAAUGGAGCGUGCCUGAGAUCUACCUGGGCAACCUGGCACUAGCUGACCUGAUCCUGUUGGCCAGUUUACCAUUUUGGGCCAUGAACAUCCUCAAUUCCUUCUCCUGGCCAUAUGGAAAGUUUUUGUGUAAGGUUGUCAACCUCUCCAUUAUUGUUAACAUGUAUGCAAGCAUUUACAUGCUGGUGAUGGUGAACAUAGACCGCUACCUUGCACUAGUGCUAACUAUGAAAGCAAGGUGGCUAAGGAAGAGACGAAAUGCAAAGGCCAUUUGCUUUUGUCUCUGGCUCUUUGGAGUGAUCAUGGGCAUACCAACUGCAAUGUUUAGGACAGUGCAAUACUUCCCAAAUUUUCAGACUGAAGCCUGCUUUAUUCAAUACCCUUCUGACUCCUGGGAAUUUGCCCACUAUCUUCAACUGAAUCUGUUGGGCUUUGCCCUUCCUCUCCUCGUGAUUAUCUUCUGUAGUAGCAGUAUUUUGUGGGUCCUUCAGAAGAGAAGGGAUGGUGUUUACCCACAGGACAGAAACAACAGGAAAGCCACAGUACUGGUGUCUUCUGUGACCCUGUUUUUCUUCAUUUGUUGGGCUCCAUUCCAUAUUUUCACCUUCCUGGAUGUACUUUGUGAUCUUAAUGUCCUGGAUUUGGAUAGCUGGGCUCAUACCUUGGAUAUUGGAAACCAAUUCACCACAUACAUAACAUUUCUGAACAGCUCUCUUAAUCCAGUGCUUUAUGUAUGCAGUGGCCGCUACUUCAGAAGGAAAGUCAGUGCUAUCUAUAAAAGAAGAAAGAGCUCUACUGGGUCUGUGGCCACCACAUUUCAACGCUCGGUUAUAUCAACAUAUGUCCAAAGGAGUGAUCAAAUAAAACCAGUUGUAUUGUAG
This is a messenger RNA of Neoarius graeffei (lesser salmon catfish), 1059 nucleotides long. It is a transcript of the gene bdkrb1, whose product is annotated as bradykinin receptor B1. Gene Ontology annotation, biological process: response to mechanical stimulus; immune response; G protein-coupled receptor signaling pathway. Lineage: Eukaryota; Metazoa; Chordata; Actinopteri; Siluriformes; Ariidae. Gene Ontology annotation, molecular function: bradykinin receptor activity. Bases 1 to 1059 code for a protein of 352 amino acids. Gene Ontology annotation, cellular component: membrane. The record is from RefSeq and is a predicted model, not a curated record. The transcript has a single exon.